This is a messenger RNA of Strongylocentrotus purpuratus (purple sea urchin), 2598 nucleotides long. RefSeq lists its product as uncharacterized. The record is from RefSeq and is a predicted model, not a curated record. The coding region runs from base 43 to 2598 and encodes 851 amino acids. The transcript is spliced from 6 exons. Lineage: Eukaryota; Metazoa; Echinodermata; Echinoidea; Camarodonta; Strongylocentrotidae.
AUCGCACGUUCAUGAGAUUCAAUCUAGGAGUCAAGUGGAUAGAUGGCUUACUCAUACUGUGCUGCUGAAAUUGAGAUGAUCAUCCAGGUGGCUAGAGACAAGAAGAACUGGAGAGAGGGAGAAAAAUGUCUCGGUGUGAGAGAGGUCCAAAGCAAAAUGAAGUGUAUCUCACCACAGACUGAAGAACCACCAGGACUCCCUCUUGUAGAUGUUGUGGGGAAAGGACAAGAAGAAGAGGUCGUCAACCAGUCUGCAGAGGAGACAGAUGAGGUUGUGAAACAGUCUGGAGAGGAGAGAGAUGGGAUCGUGAACCAGUCUGGAGAGGAGAGAGAUGAGGUUGUCAACCAGUCUGGAGAGGAGAGAGAUGAGAUCGUGAACCAGUCUGAAGAGGAGACAGAUGAGGUCCUGAAACAGUCUGCAGAGGAGAGAGAUGGGAUCGUCCACCAGUCUGAAGAGGAGAGAGAUGGGAUUGUCAACCAGUCUGCAGAGGAGAGAGAUAAGGUCAUCACUGAGCAUGAUAAUGAUGAGACUGAGAUGCCAGAAGAAAAAACUGCAGGAGAAGGCCACUAUGAUCCUAAGCCAUUUGUCAGUAUUAAAGUCCGCUGUUCCAGAGCUUUUGCAGACGACGGUGAACUGUACCGAUGGGGUCUGUAUGGAAAGCCUGAAGAGCAGCGUGAUGAUGACACCUUUGGACAGGAACAGGAAAACGAUGUCCUCAUCGAUGAAGGAAAAAAGGAUAAAUCACACCAAUGUGGGACCAGCGAAUCAGCCAUCGCAGAGGGAACCGUCAAGAAGGCGAAUGGCUCCGAUAAUGGGUGUGAUGUGAAGGAGAUCAGGCCGUACCACUCAUCGUUCGUGAACUUUACCGGAGAGUAUGAAGGUCAAGAAGAGGUCAUGAAGGACAUGGGACUCCCUCUUAGCUUUGCCCGUUCACCAAGAGACUGUGAGAAGGAGGACGAGGGCACGUACAAGGUCAGAACAAAGUCAAACAAAGGAAAAAAAAGUAAGAGAAAGGCGAAGAACAGCAGGAACAGGCAGAGAUCUCAAGAUCACAGGAAGGACACCUACUCCAAUGUCCAAAAUCCAGACGAGAAUGAAACCAAGUACAACUCACAUAUCGGCCAAGGUAGACAUUCUGAGAAGGAAGCAAAUGAGGGUAUACCAAAUGGCUUGGAAGGAUGCAACAAGGAACUUGGAGUCGGUGGAGAUUGUGAUGGGUCUGAGGGUAUUUCUUCUUGGGAGGAGUACUGGGAGAAGUUUGGGCAUGGUCUUGUCUUGCAAGGCUGGCUUGAACUGCAUCCAGAGUUUGGUGAAGAUGAAUCUUCCAGUUAUACCCAGGAGGGGUGUUUGCAUACAGAGGGUGGAAGGGAUCCAAGUGGGAUGCUAAUAAAAACACCAGGGAAAAAAGAAGAUGUUGAGCUAAAGGACAAUGGUGGCCUAGACAUGAAUGUCAGAUGUAAUCAGGAGCAUGUUGCUGACCUUGGUGUUGAUAUGCUUCUUGAAUCCUGCCAGGACAAAGAUAUCCUCACAGAAGCAGCUCACCUCUCAGAGAAAAUGGAACAGCCUUGUCAUGGCUGUGAGGGCACUGACCAUAACAGCGGGGGAGGUCAGCUCACUAAUAUUGGUGAGGCUGACAGUGAAGUAAAUGUUGUGCAACAAUUGCGUACUUUUGAUGAUGUGACAGUUCCUAGUACAAAAUCUUUAGAACCUGGAACUGAUGUAAUUACUGGUUCUUUUGGGGACCAACCUGGCAAGCAGCAUGAAAGUACAGCUGAAGGAGAUAUUGGCAAUGCAGUCCAUAUCCCCCUCUCUUCAGUGAACCAAACAUGCCCAACCCUUCAAAAUGGAAACAUUGAAAAUCAUGCUGGUGAUGUGUUCGAGGAAAAAGAUUUAAGUGGUGGUAAAAUGGUUGAUAAGUCACAGGAUGCUGCUCUGACUGCACCUGAAUCCAAAUGGACUCCAGAAUUGAUAGAAGAAUGGGACAAUCAUUCCGAUGACACAUACUGGUACUACCACCACUGGUUCCACUCUUGGCAGAAUGUGCUUCAAGGAGAGGAGGGAGCGAUUGCAGCAGGUGAAGAGAUUCCUCAAGAAAAUCUGAUAGAAGCUAAUGGUGUGGUGAACGGUGAAGAUGAUGCAUGUGUUGUAAGUUCCUGUGACCAAAAAGGGAAUGCUUCAACACUCUUAGAAGAACAGAUACCAGAAGAAUGUAAACUGGUUGAUGAUGUAGAGACGGCUGUUGAGGUUGAACCAAAGAAGGAGGAUACUUCAACAAUCAUGCACGACCAGAUACCUGAUAGGAGUACAUCAGGAGACUCUGAACUGAAAGACCAGCAUGAAGAUGAGCCUGGUCACAACCUAGAGGAAGAGAUUAAGAUGGUCUUCCCAGAUGAAGAGGAGAGUGACAUGAUGAAACAAAUGGGACUUCCCUCAGGGUUCGGCAAGGAUGCACCUCAAGGCAGAGAGAUGAAAGGUGGAGGGAAGAAAAGGAAGCAAAACUCGAAGCAGACCAGGACUAAUUCCAGCGGAAGCAUCAAUGGUAACCCACAUUCCACCAUCCAUUUAUCUGUUACUUUGAAUAAUCUUCAAGGAUUAUGA